Molecule: messenger RNA, 679 nt
Organism: Elaeis guineensis (African oil palm)
Lineage: Eukaryota; Viridiplantae; Streptophyta; Magnoliopsida; Arecales; Arecaceae
Source: RefSeq, a predicted model, not a curated record
CGACUGGUUCGACUCGUCACCUAACUCGCCGAGUUAGGGUUUUAAGGAGGUUUCUCUGUUCCUCUCUUCCCCUCGUCCGCUGGAUAGAGGUAGCGAGGGUGGGAAAUGGCGUCGCUCUGUAGGUGCGCCGCCGCUGUCGCGAGGUCCGUCGCCGUUCGCUCCAAAGCCCCACUUCCUAAGCCCACUCCUUCCAGGAAAGCGGCCCCUUUCUUUCGGAGGUCGAUCUCGCCGGCGUUGGGAAGCGUGGAGUCUCUGAUGCCUCUCCACAGCGCCAUCGCCUCUGCCCGUCUUAGGUCGUUCAUAGCCGUCGAUUCCUCCUGCUGGAGCUGGCUCUCUCAAGGUUUAAACAAGCGCAUCUGAUCACGGCUACACAGAGUGCAAGGAGAAGGGAAGGAACGUUUCAUACUUUGCUGUUCCUCGGUGAUGGAGACAGAAGGCUGCUGUUAUCUCACCACCAAAUUGAGCUGCUCUUUAUUACCUAUUUUCAAACUGAGCUUAUGUUUCAAAGCUUCUGCCAAUUUUUGUGCUUGUACCAUGUGUGAUAGAUAAAACUUAUCAAUUCCUUUAAGAAACUUACAACUCAGUAUUCCAAACAGUGAAGAAAACUGUGUAGAGUUAGUUGCUUUUUUAUCUUUGAAUUUGAGAAAUCAACCAGUUAAUGAGCUUGCCAGUGCUGCAA